Malania oleifera is the source of this 3931-nucleotide messenger RNA. RefSeq lists its product as uncharacterized. The record is from RefSeq and is a predicted model, not a curated record. Gene Ontology annotation, biological process: regulation of DNA-templated transcription. Lineage: Eukaryota; Viridiplantae; Streptophyta; Magnoliopsida; Santalales; Ximeniaceae. The coding region runs from base 806 to 3439 and encodes 877 amino acids. The transcript has 10 exons. Gene Ontology annotation, molecular function: DNA-binding transcription factor activity; protein dimerization activity.
GAAAUCCACGGCAAAGAUAUUAGCGAGUAAAUGCAACAAGAUCUCCCUAUCCCCUUCAAGCUCGGAGCAUCAUCAGAAUUUCCAUUUUCAAUUUCGCAAAUCAGAGAGAGAGAGAGAGAGAGGGAGAGAGAGCCACACAAAGUGAGAGAGAGAGAGUGCAGCUUCUCCUACCCACCUCAAAUCUUACAUAUAAAUUCGCUUUUAGACACUCUUCUCUCUCUCUUCUUCUAUCUCUAUCUCUCUGUCUGUGCAGACAGCUUUCUAGUUGCUUCUUUUUUAUUCUCUUGCAGUAUGUGUGUCUUAUAAAACCACUGUUUUUUUUAGCAUUUGGCUUCAGAAAUCCAACCGUCGUCCAACUGUUGUUGUUGUCUCGGCUGUUCUUGUUUUUGUUUCUGGGUUUUGGGAUUUAGCCGGCUGCCUCUCCAGCUCUAAGACUGUUCUUUCGAUCGGUAAAGCUUCUUAACGCGCCAAAGGUGGCUUUCUGGUAGUAAGGGAUCAGCCGUAUAAUCCUCAGUUCAUGAGAAGGGAUCGGUUGUUCUUCCUGGGCUUUUGGUUUUCUGAAAUGGGUCGCUCCUGACAUCUAGAACUCACUGUUUUUGCUUUAAUAUUUUUUGCUUUCCUGAGACAUCGGCUUUAGAAUCCUCGGUUCAUAAGAAGGGAUCGGUUGUUUUUUCUGGGUUUUUGAUAUCCUGUAAUGGGUUGCCCCUGUGUUCUUUAAUCAGUGUUUUUUUCAACGCAUCAGCUGUAAAAUCGUCAGUUCAUGAGAAGGGAUCGGUUGUUUUUCUUGGGUUUUUGAUUUUGCGAAAUGGGUCGAGCGGCGGAGACCGAAUCGAUGCUGAAGAGGACGCUUAGGACUCUCUGCUGUAGCAACGGUUGGUCUUAUGGGGUUUUGUGGCGCUUUGAUCAGCGAAAUUCCAUGUUGCUGACUUUGGAGGAUGCGUAUUAUGAAGAGCAAAUGGGGGUUGUUGUGAUAGACAGUAUGCUUCUACAAGUCCACAUGCUUGGUGAAGGAACUAUUGGUCAAGCUGCUUUCACGGGGAAACACCAAUGGAUUUUCUCAGAUGUUCAUGGUGGAGAUUGGAAUUCCUUGAAUUCUAUCACAAGUCCAGAUGUAUGCCAGGGUGAUUCUGAGUUUCACCAACAAUUUUCCUCUGGAAUAAAGACUAUUGCUGUAAUCUCUGUGGAAUCAUGGGGAGUGGUGCAGUUUGGAUCCACCCAGAAGAUUCUGGAGAAUUUAGAAUUUGUGGAUCAAGCUAAAAGGUUGUUCAGCCAGUAUCAUGUUGAUGGUAUUGUCUUAUCAGACAAUGCACCUUCCUCUUUGGACAGUGAAAUACACAAUCCCAGUAGUUCGUUUGACUCCCCAAAUUCAUCUGGAAAUUCCACUCGUGGGCAUCUUGAACCCAGGCACAAUGACGACUGUAAAGACCCAAUGGGACGCUCUUCUUCAACAAUGAAUUUUACCAGGUCUUCCCCAUUCACUUCUGGUUUUAUGACUGGAAGUGAAGAUCUCCUGAUUAGUCAGUCAUUGCAUCCUAGAAACCAAUUUCAGAUGACUGCUACAGAAGCUCAGGUUAUAUUUUCGAAGCCUAGCACCCAGUCGCAGCCGGUGUUUUUACAGUCCACUGCCUCCACUAACAACUUAAUUGUCAAUGCCCCAUGCAUUAGUGCUUGGAGUAGUGAGGGUUCUACCCUGACUUCAUUUGAGAGAGAACUUCCUUCUGUAAUGGGGUUUCAAAACAACUCAAAUGAUUUAUCGGCAAGGCCAAAAACUUCUCUAUCUUGCGGAACAACAACAAUUCUAGGGGACUCAACGAUUUCUUCAUUAUACAGCAUGGCAGGAUCAAUUGAUGUGGAAAAGCGUAAUUUUUAUGACUCGGGAAAAUUCAUAGACACCUGGAAUUCAACUCCAUCAAUCUGUGGGACAGAAGCUCAACUUCCAGAAGCAUCAGGUAGCCUGUGUUUAUUCCAAGAAGACAUUUCUAAACCCUUUCUGGUGGAUAAUAUUUUGCAGUGGCUUACUUCAUCACCCGACCAAAGCAUUAAUGCACAGACUGCUAAACUGAACGAUGAACUGACCCAAGCUAUAGGAGUUGCUUCGGUAUCUUCUGGUUUGAAUGGAGGUUGUGUUAAAAAUGAAUUUCUACAAUCAAAUGAACCUGAUUCUGCACAAAGUUCAAUCAGUAAUACAUUCAAUUUAGAUGGAGGAGAGAAAUCUUUGGAUGUUCCCUGCAUUGAAAAUGACCUGUUUGAUAGUUUGGGACUGGAUUUUGGGUCUGGUCUGGCAGGUGAAUGUUGGGAAAAUAUGAUAAUGCCAGCAGCAAGAGGUGGGCACUCAGCUAUCAGUUCCAGUAUUUCAGAAUGCGUCUCAGAGUUCGAUGUUGGGUCCAUGGCUGGCCCCCGGAAAGGUUUAUUCUCUGAAUUAGGACUUGAACAGCUUCUGGAGGGAAUAACUAGUAAUGCGAACUCUGUUACUAAAUCCAGUUCUGACGAUCAGUUGUCCUCCACUAAAAGAAAAAGAAUAGAAAAUUCAGUGGUGAAUGGUAAUCAAGUUCAGCUCACAGGUCUCUCUUGUAUUGGUGGGGGCAUGAAUGUGAAACAACCUCUAUAUAACCUGGAUAAGAAUCUUGCCUCCCAGAAAGAGGCUAUCCCAAAGUCACAGGUCGGUUUAUGGAUCGAUGACAGCUAUAGCAUCAAUGCCAGGAGCACUGUAACAUCACAGUCUAAGAAGCAUGAAGAGCCGAAAAAGGUCACCAGGAAACGGGUUAGACCAGGGGAAAGUACUCGACCAAGGCCCAAAGACCGUCAACUGAUCCAAGAUCGUCUCAAAGAGUUGAAAGAGAUCAUACCAAAUGGUUCAAAGCUAAGCAUUGAUGCUUUGUUGGACCACACGGCCAAACACAUGCUGUUCUUGCAAAGUGUGACAAAAUAUGCUGACAGACUUAAACAAACUGAAGAGCCGAAGCUGAUUGGGCAGGAGAAUGGAGUGGUUCUGAGAGAGAGCUUCAGUGGCAGUGGUAAUAGCAGCGGUGGUGCUACGUGGGCAUUUGAAGUAGGAGGUCAAUCAAUGGUUUGCCCAAUUAUUGUUGAGGAUCUUAAUCCCCCAGGUCAAAUGCUUAUAGAGAUGCUCUGUGAAGAAGGGGGGUUCUUUCUUGAGAUAGCAGAUGUAAUUCGUGGAUUUGGCUUGACCAUCUUGAAGGGAGUGAUGGAGGUUAAAGAGAAUAAGAUAUGGGCACGUUUUACUGUUGAGGCAAAGAAGGAAAAUAUAACGAGAAUGGACAUUUUUAUGUCCCUUGUUAAUCUUCUACAACAAACAAGCACUAGCGCAAAUAAUUCAAAAAAUGAUCUUAGUAACACUAUCGAUGGGCGGGUUGCUCCCUUCAACAAUUACCAACAGCCUCAGGAGCCAAUUCCCAUCAGCUUGGCUGACGCAUGUAGAUAACCAGAGCGCAUGGAAAAGAAGCCCCGAGCAUUCGCCCAAUGAAGCCCUUUUAUGAUGGGUGUCCUGGAAUUCGAACUUGAUGAGCAACCAAAACAAAAGGGGAAGAUGAGAAGUACAUCCAUCUGAUUUUUACUGGCUUGGUAAUGGGAAUCGAAUGUGCAUAUGGGUUGGAUUAGGAAUUACUUUUAGAAAGGUAUGGGGCUAGCAUUAAUAUUUAAUUUUGUUUUUAGCCAGUUAGCUAGAGGGAAAGCAAGUUUGUGUUGGGAGGUUUAGGCAUGUGCCAAUCUUAGUAGAGGCUAAAACAUGAGUUUAGAUUGAGAACUAUUCUAUAUUUUUGUUUCUCUUGUUUUUUGCUUUUCACCCCCUUGUCCUUUGGUUCAUGCCAAAAGUUGUUUAUAUCCAUCCUGAAUCUGAUAGUAGUUGUAGGCUAACUUCUAAUUGUUUUUGGGCCUCUGUUUUGUUCAUUAAUAUAGUGAUGGAAAUUUGCAUCUC